This is a messenger RNA of Aspergillus candidus, 952 nucleotides long. Its product is annotated as SCP2 sterol-binding domain-containing protein. The transcript has 3 exons. The record is from RefSeq and is a predicted model, not a curated record. The coding region runs from base 483 to 872 and encodes 129 amino acids. Lineage: Eukaryota; Fungi; Ascomycota; Eurotiomycetes; Eurotiales; Aspergillaceae. Gene Ontology annotation, cellular component: cytosol.
GUUUAAUGAUCCCUAUAUUUACUAAUAUCAUCCCCCGUCACUUUAAAUGUAUAACCAAGAUCCAGACCAUAUUCAACAUGAUGAUUUGUUGGGACACCCCUCUAGUCAAUAGUGAAUAGCCGGGUUACGAGGUACCUCAAGUGGAGUAAUCUCAUGCAUGUGGCAGAUUCUGGCACUUUCUCUACUGUCGGCCAUCAUCUAGAUUAGAGUGGAUAUACUUCUACCUCAGGACAUCUGAAUGAAAUCAUACUUAAUACUGACAAGGCAGUCGUUGCGAGUGUGGAUACAGACACCGAAGCCGCAGCCUCGGUCCAACCAGUCCGACCGCCUCCAAACUUCACAUGCCCCGAUUUCUCCGGGGAAAAAGCUUAAGGUUGAAAUAUAAACUCUUCCUCCCCAGUUCAUCCUCUUCUCUUCCCCCUUUUUUUUUCUCCAGGUUUUGAUCAUUCAAUACAUCCACAACCCAUAUACACUCCUUCACCAUGUCUCUCAAGAACGAUGCUUUCCCCUCGUCCGCCGCGUUCGACGUGAUCAACGCUACCCUCAAGGCCGAUGCCGCCGAGCGCAAGGAUGCCGUCGAAAAGGCCAAGGCCAUCGUCAGCUUCAACAUCAAGAACGCCGGCGGCAAGGAGGAGAGCUGGUACCUCGACCUGAAGGAGGUCGGUGAGGUUGGCAAGGGUGCUGCCCCUGCUGGCAAGAAGGCUGAUGUCACCCUCUCCCUCUCCGAUGCCGACUUCGCCUCCCUCGUUGCCGGCAAGGCCAACGCCCAGCGUCUGUUCAUGGGCGGCAAGCUCAAGAUCAAGGGUAACAUCAUGAAGGCGACCAAGAUGGAGCCCGUCCUCAAGAAGGCCCAGGGCAAGGCCAAGCUCUAGAUACCCUGUAUUCAAUGUAUUUUCAAUUUCUCUCUCUUGAUGGGUGAACCUGUAAAUCUGUCAAUCCGUAAAUAUCCGUA